CGUCAUCGGUGGUCCCGACCGUCGUAUGUAUUGUCGUGAGCAACGGCGUCGACGCCAGCUCGAGCCCUACAAUGCCAUCCUCUCCACCCGUCUUUCAAGUCUCCCCUACUGUGCAGCAGUAUGACUGGGGAAAACGCGGUAUCUCCUCCAAAGUCGCUCAGUUUGCAAAAGCUGCCGCUUUGCCGAACUUUUCUACCAGAGAGGAUGCGUCCUAUGCUGAGCUAUGGAUGGGCACACACCCCACAUCCCCUUCCCUUGUGGCAUCUACUGGCGAGCCCCUUGGCAAAUACCUUGCAGCGCAUCCAGACCUUGUUGGGCAGAGCGUGAUCGAACGUUUCGAUGCUUCAGAUGGAAAUCUCCCAUUCUUGUUCAAGGUGCUCGCUAUCGAGAAAGCGCUGAGCAUUCAGAGCCACCCAGACAAGAAGACGGCAGAGAAACUGCAUGCCAAGCAACCAGACAUCUACAAGGAUCCAAACCACAAGCCUGAGAUGGCUCUUGCCUUGACACCGUUCACCGCACUCUGUGGAUUUCUACCUCUACCUCAGAUCGCCGCAUUCCUCAGUGUCGUGCCUGAGUUCUCGGCUCUUGUCCCGCCUUCCAUCUUGAAGUCCUUCCAGGAUAUUCAGAGCUCUUCUGAUCCCACCGAUCCCUCAGCCAAAUCUGCUUUGAAAGAUGUUUUCUCAGCCGUUAUGACAACCAACGAGUCAGAUAUCAAAUUUCAGCUCGACAUGCUUAUACAGAGAUAUUCUAUCGGAAAGGAGCAUGCCGAGGAAAGAACCAUCAAGGAUUUGGUUUUGACAUUGAACGAGCAGUUCCCUGGAGAUAUUGGCGUCUUUUGUGCAUUCAUGCUCAAUUACGUGCAGUUGAAGCCGGGCGAGGCGAUAUUCCUCGGCGCAGGAGAGCCGCAUGCAUAUAUUUCUGGUGACAUCAUGGAAUGCAUGGCGAACUCAGACAAUGUCAUCCGAGCAGGGCUGACACCGAAAUUGCGCGACGUGCCCAACCUCGUCUCCGGAUUAACAUAUACAGCUGCGCCAUGGACGAAGCAUCGGGUACAGCCCUCAUCGUUCCCCGCCCAAUCACCCACUUCAUUUUCCACCCUCUAUGACCCUCCUAUCCCCGAUUUUUCUGUUGUGCAAGUCGUUUUGCCACAAGACCACAAAGAACGUCAUCCGAAGGUGAAUGGGCCAAGCAUCGUGAUCGUGACGAACGGGAAAGGCAAGAUCAGCUGGACAGAAGGACAGCUGGACGUGUCCGAAGGCUACGUCUUUUUUGUGUCUGCAGGAUUAGAGAUCGAGAUCAGGGCGGAGGAAGAGCUGACCAUGUAUCGGGCGUUCGUAGAGGCAUAAGAUGGAAUUACGGAAGUAAGACGUUUGAAGAAAGACCUAUAUGUUUGUGAGUUGC
Molecule: messenger RNA, 1401 nt
Organism: Heterobasidion irregulare TC 32-1
Lineage: Eukaryota; Fungi; Basidiomycota; Agaricomycetes; Russulales; Bondarzewiaceae
Exons: 4
Coding region: 72-1346 (424 amino acids)
Biological process (GO): carbohydrate metabolic process; GDP-mannose biosynthetic process
Cellular component (GO): cytosol
Molecular function (GO): mannose-6-phosphate isomerase activity; zinc ion binding
Source: RefSeq, a predicted model, not a curated record